GCAUCACGCCGUCUACAUGGGUCGAAAAUAUACCAAUAGUCUUGCUAAUAAAUAUUCUACUUGAUGCGUAUAGUCGGUCUUUUUCAGAUAAACACGAACGGUGUGAUUUCUUUUCUUCGCGAGGUGUCGCAGUACACACCUGAUCCUUUUCCACUCUCAAAUAGCCGCCGUCUAGUCGCGCCAUUCUGGGCAGACGUCGAUACAAGAAAGGGCGGCGCUGUUUACUACAGAGAAACUCAAGACUUUUCUAUUCGCACACGGAUCUCUGAGGAAAUAAGGAAUUUUUUUGUUCGCCAAAGAGGUUUUUCAGCAAAAUGGGCUCUGAUAGUGACUUGGUUGGACGUUGCUCGCUUCGGAGGACCUUCCUCCCCGAAUAACACAUUUCAGACUAUAUUGGCUACAGACGGUGUCAGCUCGUUUUCAAUAUUUCUCUACAAUAAAAUCACAUGGACUUUUGGUUCUGCAAGCAACAAUACAGCAGCCCAGGCUGGUUUCAAUGCAGGUGACGGUAUUCGAUAUUUUAAUAUCCCAAAUUCUCGCACUCCCGCCAUUAUCAACAUUGCCUCGACAUCAAAUUGUCAAGAGGCAGGGAAAUGGAUCUUCAAGAUCGACGGGGAUAAAGUUGUGGAUAAUGGUUGCACAUCUGGUGGCGAUUUGCAACUUUCGCCCAGAUCAGGAAUUGAAUUGGGAGGUACUAAAGUGUUUAUUGGAGGUCCAUGUUAUAAUCCUGGUGAUGAGAUUGUGUGUCGAUUUAACAAGACUAUUAACACAACUGGUGUGAUUGUCAGCUCUAAACUUGCCUACUGCAUCACUCCUCCAUUAUAUAAAAUGCAUGGUCGUAUGCCAAUGGAUGUUUCACUAGAUGGUGGCAUAACGUUCAAUCAUACUGGUAUAUUUAGAUCAAUUCCCUUGGCUAGAAAUCCUCCGGACAUAAAAGGACUGGAAGUUGAAAAUUGGGCAAACUCCACGAAAACUAUCUUGACAUGGAACCCGAGUGCAAUUAACUCUACGCACGUUCACAUCGAGAUAUCUGCAUUUGACGCUUUCAAAUUUUUGCUUCAUGAUGUUAGUUUGGCUAGCUUUAAAGAAGUUCUUAAUUCUGGCAGUUACCAGCUUGAUUUCAGCGCACAUGUUUUCUCGACGAGAAGGCGGCGAAGAAGUGUGGAUACAAUCUCACCGAUUGCAAUUGUUAAAAUAACCCCAUCUGAACCCAGAGUCAAACGAUUUGGUGUCACUCCUAAAAACGCGAUAUUCAGCAGUGUUUUUCUAAUUACAUGGCUGAUAUUUAAUGAUAUCGAAUGUACCAAUUGGUAUGACUUAGAAAAUGACGCAGAAAUUGCAAAACUACAAGAGGAAUUGCUUCCAUGUCCGACGAGUUUUCGACAAAUGUUAGCUGAUUCUGGUCAGUUUAUCCGAGAUUCUGGGAUUAAACGAAUGCUAAGCACAUAUAUCUAUCAUCGCGGUAGUUCAACAUGUUUUCGCUCCAGAAACCCAAGUCCAUCAGGUGCUGGUCAACAAUGUUGUUAUAAUAGUGCAGGUUCAUUGGUCGUGGGACCGCCAGGCGGCGGUUCUUUCGAUAAGAAAUCACCGGAUGAGGAUUUCUGGUGGCAUAUGGGACUCGAUGUCCUUCCUUGGUUUGCUUGCUGUGGAUUCAGUGAAAAUUGCAACAAAUAUUUUGAAAAACGACCAUCUGAUGAUGGAAAGCGAUAUAUUCCUCCACCAAUUGCCGAUACAAGAGGGGAUCCACACUUGUCCACGUUUGAUGGCACAUUCUACACAUUCAAUGGUUACGGUGAAUAUAUUCUUCUUCGUGUGAACAAUGGCACCGAUUUUGAGUUUCAAGGAAGAAUGAAUCCCAUCACUGACAAUCAAGGAAGCACGACAAAGGCAACAGCGCUUACAGCAUUAGUUGCCAAAGCAGCAGAAAGUGACACGGUACAGAUUGAGUAUAACAAGCGGAGAAAGAUAGAUGUUCUUGUCAACGGUGAUCGAGCAGAAUUUGACGAAGAGUCAAGAUUAGAUUAUACAGGAGUAUUUGUUGUUAAACAGAACGAAUCAAAGAUAGGCGUCUACUUCGCUUCAGGGGAAUCUCUCGAUAUCAGAGUAUUUGAAGAGUUUUUAACCUACCAAAUAUCAAUUCCAGUCAGAUACAAAGGAAAAACAGCUGGUCUUCUGGGAUUUUGGGAUGACAGCAAGGAUCAAGAAUUCCUGUUGCCCAACGGAAUUUUCAUUCCAACGAAUUCAACCUCGCAAACCAUUCACAAUGAAUUUGGUCAGAAAUGGAUUGCUACCCAAGAAAACACUCUUUUCACUUACCAUUCUGGAAAGAGUUAUUCCAGCUUUGUCAACCUCGGCUUCACUCCUGUCUUUUUGGAUGACACGUCGUCGCUGUUCUCCAAUUCCACAUUCGAAGCGGAAGUGAGGAACCUUUGUGGCGGAAAUAAGGAAUGUAUCUUUGAUGUUGCGGUGACUGGAAAGACAAGUGUUGGUGAAGCUACUUUAGAAUAUUUUAAUGAACUGCAGCAAAGAACAAAUAACUCACAAAUCGUUGCUAUUCCUAUCUUCUUCGGUUGUGAUGGUGUUGAGAAUAGUAUGAAACAAACAGAUUCUUGUGGUGUUUGUGAUGGUGAUAACUCAACCUGUACAGACUGUGAUUGGAAUAUCAGACCGGGUUUUGUUAACAACGGAACGUGUGCCGGCUUUCACAAUGGUUGGAGUGAGUGGAGUGCUUGCUUCAAGAGCGGCGACGGGAAAAUAAGAACAAGAAACCAAACCUGCUCUGUCAAGGGACGUUGUGGUCAUUUGGUUGGAAAUAUACAACGCGAAAACUGCGAUGAGGAAGAUGAUGCUGAAAGCAGAUCUUCGGUGUUUUAUUUUCUUGUUAUUGGAGUGCCUAUUCUUGUUCUCUUUCUCGUGGUAUCGGCCGUGGGGUUGUUUUACUGGUCGUUCAAGAAGAGGCAAGAAACAGCUGGCAAACCUGGUGGUGAAAUCGAUGCUAACACGUAUAUGAUGAGCUAGAUGAGGUUGGCCGUGCAGUGAAAUACAGGAUUGAAGCAUUAAGGUUCUUCUACUCGAGUUUAAUAGACGUAAUCAAAAUAUAUCCAAACAAUACUUAGAUAAAGAUUAUAAAACAUCCUGUUCCGUGCUCAUUAGUUUCCUUUUGAACAUUCGGUCCUUUCAAGAACCGCAGUAAAUGAAAUAGAUUUCACAAUCACAGCACAGUCUUACACAACCUGAGUUAGGACAGGCUCAUGUGAGCUUUGUACAAAGUUGCAAAGCAAUCUCUCGAACACAUGCAUUAAAACGUUUCUCUUUUAAUCGUAAGAUACAUGUUGAAAUAAACGUCAAGACGAAUUCGAGGCCCAAUUAACUCUAUAC
Messenger RNA from Dendronephthya gigantea, 3378 nucleotides. RefSeq names its product sushi domain-containing protein 2-like. The transcript is spliced from 15 exons. Lineage: Eukaryota; Metazoa; Cnidaria; Anthozoa; Malacalcyonacea; Nephtheidae. The record is from RefSeq and is a predicted model, not a curated record. Gene Ontology annotation, biological process: cell-matrix adhesion. Bases 64 to 3018 code for a protein of 984 amino acids.